This is a messenger RNA of Trichomonas vaginalis G3, 2322 nucleotides long. RefSeq lists its product as uncharacterized. The record is from RefSeq and is a predicted model, not a curated record. The transcript has a single exon. Lineage: Eukaryota; Parabasalia; Trichomonadida; Trichomonadidae. Bases 1 to 2322 code for a protein of 773 amino acids.
AUGAACAAGGCGAAGUGGAAUCUCGAAAUUUUUGAUAAUCAAUGCAUAAAAAUAUACCAGAUUUAUGCUGAUAUUGAUAAUUCAGAAGCUUCCGCCGAAGAUGUUGCCCUCAGGAUGAACAUUUUGUCUCAUCAAAUUUCAUAUCAAAAAGUUCCUGCGUUUUUUCUAGAAAAUCAAUUGAAAUACUUCGAAACAAUGGAAAAGAAGAACUUUUGCAUUGCAUUUGAUGUCUUUAAUCAAUUUGAUGAAAUUUCCAUUCCAUAUUGGUGCAAAUUUCAAUCAAUUGAAUGGCAUCCGUCGGAAAUGUAUGAAAAAGAUAUAGUUGAAUUGUUCCAAAAAGCCCUUACUUUGUAUUAUUUAUACGCAUUACACGAAUAUUCGCCAUUUUACUUUACUUCAUUCCUGUUUAUUGAAGAAGAUCCUGUAUCAUACGAACCAUUCUUCUUUAAACCAAUGCCUGUUUUGCAUCAAGGAAAACUUGGAGUCAGACAUAUUAAUCAUUUUGACGAAACUACAAUCCCAAACACUCCAGAAUUAUUGAAACCGGGAUCAUCAGUACUCAUAUGCCCAAACGAAUUACCUUAUACGAUUUUGUCCGUAAAUUCAGAUUCUUUCACAAUUCAAAUUCCUGAUGGAAAUAUCACAUUAUACGAAUUUGAAAAUACAGACUUCCUUGUUCUAACAAAGUACUCAAGAAAUUUCUUGAAAUCAAAAUCUACUCCAAAAAGAAUUUCUUCAAAUGAAAAAAUUUCAAGCGAAUUCGCGCCAAUACAGACAUUUUCGUUUACUCCUACAAACUUCAAAGACUUUUAUGAAGCAAAUUUCGUGAUUAAUGAUGACGAAAAUACAGCAAAUUGGAAUUCUCAGAACCAAACCAUUCUUGAGGACGCUCCUUAUACGGUAGAAGAUCUCAUUAAAGACCAAUGUUCCUCGGAAGCUAUGAAAGAAAGCAUAAAAAGAUACGCCGGAAAAAUUCCAAUUCCAAUCAAAAGAAAUCCGUUGAUGAGACACACAAUAAUGAUCACUCCUAUAGAUUUGAAUCUCGGAUUUCCUACUGCCAAGCUCCAAAUCAUAAGUCCAAAAUUCCAAAUUAUUAAUGAAUUCAAUUACGAUCAAUUUUACCCACCAAAUCUCAAAGUUAUUGAGAAAGAAUCGGUUCAGAUUAUCCAAGCCGAUAGAAUUUUCGAUCAAUGGGUCGAAAAUUGCAGAUGCCCACUUUCUGGAUCGAAAGACUUACAUUACUUGAUAUUUUGCGAAACAGACCAAUCGAAACAACAAGUUCUCGAUUACAUCCACUUAGUUUCUUCUUCAUAUACAAAAUUUAGGCUUGGAAAGAUGACUCCUGCCAAUCAACCAGAAGAAAUCUUAUCUCCGAGUGGAAAUGAAGCCUUGGAAGACACUAUUGUCAAGUAUCUCGAUGGAAAUACAACAUUAGAUUUUGCAAAUAACAAAUAUAUCAUUUUUGUUAUUUCUGAUAAUAACUUUGAUAGUAUUAUGAAAGGUUAUUUUGUUUUUGUACGUCCAGAGUGGGUCAAAUCCCCUAAUUUGACUGACAUUGAUUCAAUUGGUUUCCAAAUCUACGCCCGCAUCAGGGAAUUAAGGUCAGAACCAUUCGGAUCAUUCGAAAUAACCUCCUGUUUCGAUAAAAUCGUUCCACCAGCUGAUAAUUUGUUCUUUAAUAUGAGAUAUCAGCCUCCUUUCAUUUUAAGUACGGACAAUCCUUUUGUUCUUCAUGUAGCCCUUGAUCUUAAGAGCCAGGUAGCUGUUUAUUCCGAUCACGAGUGUCUUAUGCUUAAAAUUGACAAAAUUCAAAAUUUUGAUUCAAUAAAAAAUUACGCAAAGGGCAUUCCUUCCAUUCUAGGCGUUAAUUCCAUCGAAACUGUCAUCACGAUAUUCACAGAAAGCAUGCCUCAGAACAUUUUAAACAGAAUUCAAAAUGAGAUGUCGGAACUUGACUGUACAAUCCUCUCUUUGUUCCCAAUGACAGGUAUCCAGGUAUCAGAUGAGAUGGGAACUGACGGAAUUGUCGAAAUUUCUGAAAGUCGGUUUAAUUUUACCGGAGUUCGACCAGAUAGCACAGUUUUAGUUGUUUCGCCAACGCUGGAAUCAUAUAAAAUCAGCAUCUACGGCGGAACAUCUGAUAAACUUCGCUCAAUUGCAAGAAAUUUCGUAGAUCUUUCUUGGGUUUCGGUAAAACCAGGAAUGCCGAGAAGGACAACAUCUCUUCCACCACAUAUUGUCGGAUUAGUGAAAGGAUGUUUCCCAGAUUUGAAAGAUUUGACACCUUUGGAUUUCCUUCCUCCAAAGAAUUUAGAUUUCUAA